AUGUCCCACGUCCCCGAGAGACUCGGGAAGUUCCUUGAUCAACAGGAACAUCCUGGUGUGUUUCUCCCCAGGUCAGCGAUUAAGGUCCUUGAAAUUCAAGUUGAAGCUGUACCAGUCCUUGACCCCCGAACUGCUCGCGACCAGCGGCAGGGUUUCGAUGACGUCCGCUGCUUCCCACGAAUCGCACAAGCCAUCAAAGAACCCACAGGGCUCGUUGGGAUAUAUAUCGAAUGUGUGGUCCCUCGCAAGCUCGAUGUGUCGACUUCGAUCACUACCCUGGCAUCGCCAACUUCUUGGCCUCUCUUUCUGAAACUCAGAGCCAAAUGCCAGCUUUAUAUGCUGGUAAUGAAGGGCGAAGUUUCAUUAACGGGGCAUCUCAUACCUAGAAUCGAGGUGUUCGACAUCUGUCGUUAUGUGUUCUGCUUCUUACAGCAGUUGGUUCUUGUCAACAGAAUCAAGCAUAACAGCGUUGUCCAGAAUGGAGAUAAUGCUAUACUCACUCUUGCGCGGAUGGUGAAAUCUGACUUGCGCCAUCUCCGACGCUUUGCAUUUUCUUUCACGUCGGGAUUUGGUCGCACCGUUAUCUAUCGAGACGAAGACUACGACAACAUCAGCGACGUCUUCCUUAACGAUUACGGGGACCCGCAGAUCAAUUUCAUCAAGUCUCUGGUCGUCGACAUGAUGGGCCAUCUUCCCCAGCUCGAUGAGACGUGCAUUCUUCCCACCAGGCAGCACUUAUAUCAAGGAAACGAGUGCUGGGAGACGGUUUCAUCAACAGGGAGGAUCUGUAGUAUCUAG
This is a messenger RNA of Fusarium tjaetaba, 798 nucleotides long. RefSeq lists its product as uncharacterized. Lineage: Eukaryota; Fungi; Ascomycota; Sordariomycetes; Hypocreales; Nectriaceae. The coding region runs from base 1 to 798 and encodes 265 amino acids. The transcript has 4 exons. The record is from RefSeq and is a predicted model, not a curated record.